AUGGCUGUUCGCGCACAAUUCGAGAAUUCUAAUGAAGUUGGAGUCUUUUCAACGUUGACAAACUCGUAUGCCAUCGUUGCCAUUGGAGGAUCGGAGAACUUUUACAGUGUAUUCGAAGCUGAAUUACAAGACGUGAUUCCUAUUUGCCAUGCUACAAUUGCUGGAACUCGCAUAGUUGGCCGAUUAACGGCGGGAAACCGCAAGGGUCUUCUUGUGCCCACAUCCACGACAGAUCAAGAAUUGCAACAUUUGCGAAAUUCGAUCCCAGACACAGUCAAGGUUCAACGAGUCGAAGAGCGGCUGUCUGCCUUGGGUAAUGUGAUAUGUUGCAAUGACCAUGUGGCGCUGAUACAUCCUGAUUUGGAGCGGGAGACGGAGGAAAUAAUUGCAGAUGUCCUCGGCGUAGAAGUAUUCCGACAGACGGUGGCGGACAACGUGCUCACAGGAUCAUACAUGGCGCUCUCCAACCAAGGCGGAAUCGUGCACCCCAAGACGUCCAUUCGAGACCAAGACGAGCUCUCGUCGCUCCUGCAAGUGCCGCUUGUCGCUGGCAGUGUGAAUCGCGGCAGUUCUGUGGUCGGUGCCGGGAUGGUGGUGAAUGACUGGCUUGCCGUGACGGGUCUGGACACGACGGCGACAGAGCUGAGUGUGGUUGAAAGCGUGUUUCGACUGGGAGAGAUGGGAGCCAAGGGAUUGGGUACGGGCAAUGUGAAUAAAGAGAGUAUUGUGGAGAGUUUCUAUUAG
Molecule: messenger RNA, 744 nt
Organism: Talaromyces atroroseus
Lineage: Eukaryota; Fungi; Ascomycota; Eurotiomycetes; Eurotiales; Trichocomaceae
Product: Eukaryotic translation initiation factor 6
Exons: 5
Coding region: 1-744 (247 amino acids)
Biological process (GO): ribosomal subunit export from nucleus; cytosolic ribosome assembly; maturation of LSU-rRNA
Cellular component (GO): preribosome, large subunit precursor; nucleolus; cytosol
Molecular function (GO): ribosomal large subunit binding
Source: RefSeq, a predicted model, not a curated record